UGAGGGGGCGUGGCCUCGCCCUGAGGCGAAGGGUGGAGCACCCGAGCCCAACUUGUUCACACUUUAAUAAUUAAUUAGACCAAGCCUGUUAUGUGUUGCCAGAUUUUGAUCAACUUUAUUUCAUGUGAAACCCGGGGGACGCUCGCGGGGUCUCCGUCCGUCUCAUGGGGGACGUUGGAGAUGGACUCGGGGGGUUGUAGCUGUGCCUUUAAUGGCGCCCCAGGGAAUGAUGGGGAUGGAGGUGAUGUCGGGAUCUCCAGUGCUCCUCCGUCCUGGGGGAUGCCGUGAGGAGAUCCCCGCAGGAUUAGCGGGGUUGCCUCCAACCUUCUCAUCCUGGAGGAUUGCCGGGGCUCUCUGUCCAUGUCCCUUUUUGGAGUCUCCAUCUUUCAUUUGGGUGCACCGGGAGCUCUCCAUCUCCCUCACCGUAACGAGCGGGCCGUGUCGCCCUCCUCCGGGCCGGAGGGGCCGGGCUGCCUCCGCCCUCACCCUGUGUGGGGAUGAGGAGUCAUUUCCGUCUCUCCUCCACAAUGGAGGGGGACAUGAGGGUCUCUGUGCUCACCUUGGUGAGGGCUGGAGGAGAACUCUGUGGAGCGGAGAAAUCGCUGUCGGGGCCUCCGCACCCUCCACUGUCGAUUCUCGGGAGGACGCCGUGGUGAUCUCGGGGAGGAAGCUGGCGCGGCAGAUCCGGCAGGAAGCGCGGCACGAGGUGCAGCAGUGGGUGGCUGCGGGGAACAGGAGGCCUCACCUGAGCGUGGUGCUGGUGGGGGAGAACCCGGCCAGCCACUCCUACGUCCUCAACAAAACCAAAGCAGCGGCUGAUGUGGGGAUCAGCAGCGAGACCAUCCUCAGGCCAGCCUCCAUCAGCGAGGAGGAGCUGCUGGAGUUGAUCAGCAAGCUCAACAACGACGCAGCCGUGGACGGGCUGCUGGUGCAGCUUCCCCUGCCUGAGCACAUCGACGAGCGCAGGCUCUGCAACGCCGUGAGCCCGCACAAGGACGUGGACGGCUUCCACGUGAUCAACGUGGGCCGAAUGUGCCUGGACCAGGACUCCAUGCUGCCCGCCACGCCCUGGGGCGUCUGGGAGAUCAUCCGCAGGACAGGAAUCCCGACGCUGGGCAGGAACGUGGUGGUGGCGGGCAGGUCCAAGAACGUGGGGAUGCCGAUCGCGAUGCUGCUCCACACCGACGGCAGCCACGAGCGGCCCGGAGGGGACGCCACGGUGACGAUCUCGCACCGCUACACGCCCAAGGAGCAGCUGAAGCAGCACACGAUCCGCGCCGACAUCGUGGUGGCAGCUGCAGGCAUCCCCAACCUGAUCACGGCCGACAUGAUCAAGGAAGGCGCCGCCGUGAUCGACGUGGGCAUCACCAGGGUGCAGGACCCCGUCACUGCCAAGCCCAGGCUGGUGGGGGACGUGGAUUUUGAAGGAGUGAGGAAGAAGGCGAGUUACAUCACCCCGGUGCCCGGCGGUGUGGGGCCCAUGACCGUGGCCAUGCUGAUGAAAAACACCAUCAUCGCCGCCAAGAAACUGCUGAAACCCAAAGAGCUCGAGGCUCUGCCUGCCUAGGCAGGCCUGGGAUCUGAGCCUGGCUGGGCUCGCCUCAGGAGCUGGGCCCACCGAGAGCUGGGCCUAGCUAGGCCUCCCUUGGAUCUGGGCCCACCGAGAGCCGGGCCUAGCCAGGCCUUCCUUGGAUUUGGGCCCACCGAGAGCCAGGCCUAGCCAGGCCUUCCUUGGAUUUGGGCCCCUCAGGAUCCAGGCCUAGCUGGGCCCACCGAGAGCCGGGCCUAGCUAGGCCUCCCUUGGAUCUGGGCCCACCACCGGGAGCCGGGCCUGGCUGGACCCCCAUUGGAUUUGGGCUCCCCAAGAGCCAGGCCUAGCUGGGCCCACAGAGAACUGGGCCUAGCUGGGCUCCCUUUGGAUCUGGGUCCCUCAGGAUCUGGGCCCAGGCUCCCCUUGGAUCUGGGGCCUCCACUUUGAUCGGGGCCUAGCUGGGCCCCCCAAAAGAUGGGCCUAGCUAGGCCUCCCUUGGAUUUGGGCCCCCCCUUGGAUCUGGGCCUAGCUGGGCCCCCCAAAAACUGGGCCUAGCUGGGCCUCCCUUGGAUCUGGGCCCCCCUUUGGAUCCAGGCCUAGCUGGGCCCCCCAAAAGUCGGGCCUAACCAGGCCCCCCCUUGGAUUUGGGCCCCCCCUUGGAUCCAGGCCUGGCCAGGGCCUCUCUGGCCCACGACAUUCCAGACUGACUCGGAACAGGCCGAUAGAAAAUGCAAUAUUUCUUAUUUAUUGUCUCGCACGUGGGGCUGUUCCCCGCUCGGAGCUCACAGGUAUUUAUUGGAAGUGUUGAGCUGGGAUUAUCCACACUCCUGCUUUGUUUGAGCUGGGAUUAUCCACAUUUCUGCUUUGUUUGAGCUGGGAUUACCCACAUUUCUGCUUUGUUUGAGCUGGGAUUAUCCACAUUUCUUCUUUGUUUGAGCUGGGAUUAUCCACACUCCUGCUUUGUUUGAGCUGGGAUUAUCCACAUUUCUGCUUUGUGUUUGAGCUGGGAUUAUCCACACUCCUGCUUUGUUUGAGCUGGGAUUAUUCACAUUUCUGCUUUGUUUGAGCUGGGAUUAUCCACAUUUCUGCUUUGUGUUUGAGCUGGGAUUAUCCACAUUUUUACUUUGUGUUUGAGCUGGGAUUAUUCACACUCCUGUUUUCUAUUUGAGCUGGGAUUAUUCACAUUUCUCCUCCUUUCUUUCUGACCUGGGAUUAUUCACACUCCUGCUCUGUUUGAGCUGGGAUUAUCCCCAUUUCUCCUGCUUUGAGCUGGGAUUAUCCACAUUUCUCCUGGUUGUGUUUGAGCUCAAUUAUCCCCAUUUCUCCUUUCUGCCCUGGGAUUAUCCCCAUUUCUCCUGAGCCAGCCCCGCUCCUGCAGGAUCUUCUUGGCAUCCCAGCAAUUCCAGCCUCCCUGGUUUUAUUCUCCAAACCCCAGCAUUCCCAAUUCCCUGCUGGAUUUUUAAUUUAAGCUCUCCUGUAGAGGAAUUACUUGAAAAAAAACCUGAAAAUUGAAGCCAUAUUUGUGUAACAUUUCUUAGAGUGCAGCUAGGCUGGGCUUUAUUUCACUCUUUGGAUGGUGAAUUUUUUAAAAAUCCUUUUGUUUUCUAACCAAAGAACCACCUUGGGUUUAGGGGGAGGUUUCCUGCACCGUGUUGUAAAGUGUGAGUGCUCGGUGAGUAGUGCAGGUUAAAUAAAGUGUGAGAAGAGAGAAAAAAUAAAAAUAAAAAAUCCUUUUUGUGCCCUGU
Messenger RNA from Cyanistes caeruleus (blue tit), 3276 nucleotides. It is a transcript of the gene MTHFD2, whose product is annotated as methylenetetrahydrofolate dehydrogenase (NADP+ dependent) 2, methenyltetrahydrofolate cyclohydrolase. NCBI's taxonomy places the organism in Eukaryota, Metazoa, Chordata, Aves, Passeriformes, Paridae. Gene Ontology annotation, biological process: tetrahydrofolate interconversion. The record is from RefSeq and is a predicted model, not a curated record. Gene Ontology annotation, molecular function: methylenetetrahydrofolate dehydrogenase (NADP+) activity; methylenetetrahydrofolate dehydrogenase (NAD+) activity; methenyltetrahydrofolate cyclohydrolase activity. Gene Ontology annotation, cellular component: mitochondrion.